AUGGUUGCUGAGCUUGGACAGUAUGUUCAUGCAAUUGGGACGGAUUCCAACAAUUCGAUGGAACCGCGAAGUAUUGAAGCAAUCUACAUUGAACCUACCAAGGGACAACAGAGAUUUGGAGACUUUCAAGAUGGCGAUCAAAUUGCAGGAGUGGAUGACACGGAACAAGGUUACUUAGAGGAAGCCUUUGAUCAGGACUAUGAACCUGAAGAUGAAGAUGAACGUGAUUUCAACCUACGUGGACAAUUCGAUGAUAUCGAUGACUCCAAAAGAAAUGAGCUCUUGGCAGAUGCAGACAAUGAUGUCGAUGAUAUGCCGGAACUCACUGUCAGAUUCCAAGGGGAUGAUGACUAUGAAUCAGAUGACGACGAUUCGGGUGAUGAAGGCGAUGAAGAGGAAGAACCUAUUGUGGCCGAUUUGGAUCACCAUCAAGAAAAUGUCGAUAGAGGAACCGAUGAUAUUGGGAGCCUCGUUACUGAUCUGGAGGAUCUACAAGAACUGCCAGAAGAAGAGAUUGUAUUUGAGCCUGAAACGCCUCAAGUAGCAAAAGUCACUCGAUCUGGGCAAACGUAUGCGCAAGCUUGGCAGAGGUUGUUGUUGACGACCAAUGGUCAUCGCUCGGGAGUGCAGGAUUUUUGGCAAGGCAUGGAAUUAGCCAAAAAAAUUGGCACAUCUUCGGCCAGUCAUCAUUAUUGCCAACAAUAUUCUAGGACAACCUAG
This is a messenger RNA of Cylindrotheca closterium, 720 nucleotides long. The record is from the annotation of a GenBank genome assembly. Lineage: Eukaryota; Bacillariophyta; Bacillariophyceae; Bacillariales; Bacillariaceae.